This is a messenger RNA of Patella vulgata (common limpet), 435 nucleotides long. RefSeq lists its product as uncharacterized. The coding region runs from base 1 to 435 and encodes 144 amino acids. Lineage: Eukaryota; Metazoa; Mollusca; Gastropoda; Patellidae. The transcript is spliced from 2 exons. The record is from RefSeq and is a predicted model, not a curated record.
AUGCAAGAACCACCAGCACCAUCAGCCACAACAGCACCAGUGAUGCCAAUGCCAACACCUAUCCAGACAGCACUAGCCUUGGCACCUAGUUUUACACCAGCACCAAAUGCUGUGGCACCAACAGCACCAAUGCCAAUACACACACCAACACCAAUGCAGACACAAGCACCAACACACACACCAGCAGCCACAACAGCACCAGAGCCCACAACAGCACCAACCCCAGCACCAGCAGUAGUGUCAAUCCAAGCACCAGUACCAACACCCACAACAGCACCAGAACCCAUAACAGCACCCACGCCAAUCCCAUCUAUGCUAAUACCAACACCAUUAGCGUUGCCGAACCCAGCACCCACGAAUUUUGCAGCACCUAUUGCACCAUUAGGUUUUCGGAAUAACGAGAUAACUCAGCAACAAAAGGUCAUGUAUAUGUAA